Labeo rohita (rohu) is the source of this 832-nucleotide messenger RNA. RefSeq names its product troponin I, slow skeletal muscle-like. Gene Ontology annotation, biological process: muscle contraction. Lineage: Eukaryota; Metazoa; Chordata; Actinopteri; Cypriniformes; Cyprinidae. The transcript has 6 exons. Gene Ontology annotation, cellular component: troponin complex. Bases 99 to 554 code for a protein of 151 amino acids. The record is from RefSeq and is a predicted model, not a curated record.
AAUCCAAUCAUGCUUAAUUCUUGCAGCGACCCAAAUCUAAGAUUACAGCAUCCAGGAGGUUGUUCUUAAAGACCAAGCUCCUGAAGAAGGCAACCUCUAUGCUUGUGACUGAAAAAGAAGAGAAGCAGAGGGAGAGAGAGACCACCUUGCGUGAGAGAGUGCCACCUCUACAGCUGUCUGGUCUGUCUGUUCAAGAGCUUCAGGCUCUCUGCAGAGAUCUGCAUCAGAAGAUUGAUGUUGUAGAUGAAGAGAGGUAUGACAUCUCGGCCAAGGUGACCAAAAAUGAAAAGGAGAUUUCAGAUCUGAACAUCAAGAUUACCGAACUUAGAGGUAAAAUGAAGAGACCUGCAUUGAAGAGGGUGAAGAUCUCUGCCGAUGCCAUGUUGGGUGCUCUUCUGGGCUCCAGGGUCAAAGAGUCUGUGGAUUUCAAAGCUAAUCUCAAGACGGUCAAGAAAGAAGAGGAGAAGAAAGAAGAGGUGACUGACUGGCGUAAGAAUGUGGAAGCCAUGUCAGGAAUGGAGGGCAGGAAGAAGCUGUUUGAUGCUGGACAAUAGAGGAUAAAUACUUCAUGGUCCAUGGUGCACAACUACAUCAGAGUUCAAAAACUUCUUAAAAUGACUGUAUAAAUCAAUGCAAGUUGAUAUAAUACAAAUACAAAUAUCUUACAUUAAUAAUAGUUUAGGAUUAUAGUUUAAUAUUUGAUGUUAGAGAAACUGCAUAUAUAAGUUACUUAGAUGAGAAAACAGUGUCUCAAACUUACUUGAUGUCUACUUGAUGUCUGUUUCUGUGAUGCUGAGCCCAUUUUCUGUCUUAAAAAUAAAGCAUAUCAAUG